Venustampulla echinocandica is the source of this 1353-nucleotide messenger RNA. RefSeq lists its product as uncharacterized. Lineage: Eukaryota; Fungi; Ascomycota; Leotiomycetes; Helotiales; Pleuroascaceae. The transcript has 3 exons. Gene Ontology annotation, biological process: RNA polymerase I preinitiation complex assembly; nucleolar large rRNA transcription by RNA polymerase I; transcription elongation by RNA polymerase I. Bases 1 to 1353 code for a protein of 450 amino acids. Gene Ontology annotation, molecular function: DNA binding. The record is from RefSeq and is a predicted model, not a curated record. Gene Ontology annotation, cellular component: RNA polymerase I complex.
AUGGCGCCGGAUAAACCAGAUAAAGUUAAAAAGCGGAAAAGAAAUACCGAUGACUUGUCCAAACCAAGCAAGAGAGUCGCAAUUGAAGGUGACAAGAAAGUCAAGAUUUCCCUCCGAGAACCCGAGAAUUGGACGCCUGUCGUAGUCUCUUCGAGCGGCCUCGCGCUCCCCACCUCAAUCCCCCUAAAAGCGUGGACCAAAGCUCGUGAUACGAAGGGGAAAUUGUCUCCAGGACAGACACCCAUUUCCACCACGGAACUCCUCCUACAGUCUUCGGCGCAUCCAAAGCUCGAUUAUGUAGCACGGGAAGAAGAAGUGGAUGCAGUGGAUCCGCUGAAGAAACAUUAUGUCGGAAUUUAUGAUCCUAAGACGGGCAAUCUGGAAGUGAUGGAAUCGCGGAAGAUGGUGGUGCGAGGCACCGUAAGGGCACAUUCAGCAGCUGCUGAUGCUGCGGAAUCAUUGGCGAUGCUGAGAGAUGCUCGAAAUACCCUCGGCCAAACAUUCGGCACCAAAAAAUCCAGGAAAGCCAUUGCUUCAUUUACAGAAAACGCCAUCACUCCCGAAAUUGCAGCGCGAAUGGCAGGCAAGGCUAAGCCUGUAAAGAUUGACUCCGUAACCAGGACCAUGAUUGAGAGUAUUGCGGAAUCCACCGCUGGCAUGUCUACUCGCGAUCAGUUAGCGGAGGCAUCAGAUGCAGCAAAGCCCCGUCCAAAGCGCAACCCAGGUGCUACGGAAAUUCAAGACGUCUACACGAUCGACACUCUUGUUGGCGAAGGAAUUAUGAAGCUCGUCCCUGUCCGGCAAUGGAUGGAGGCGUUGAAAGCAAAUGAAAAUGUUGUCACUACCUCCAAGUUUGUGGCCAGCCGACUCGUAAGAGUAAGCUCUAAUGUGGAGAAACUGAAGAUCCUUCGGUACAUGUAUCUUCUGAUAGAAAUAUAUGACAAAUCGAAGGCAGCACGCGGCGCUAAGAGCCUCCCAAAACGAGAAGACAUGAAGGUUAUUGCUGGGGAUAUGCCGGAAGCUGUUCUGGAGGAUUUCAAACGGAAGUUUGCUGAAGGGCCUUGGAUACGCAAGUUCAAGGCGGAUCUUCUGAUCACACACUUGUGUGCUCUGGCUUGUCUAGUGGAUAACUUCGUGGUGGACAUCUACGAUCUGCAGGUGGAUCUAAAAUUAGACUCGAAGGACAUGGCACAGUAUUUUCGGGAGAUUGGGGCGAAGAUUGGGGCUUUGGGUGAGAUGGAGAGGAAGAAACAGAAACUCGAGAAAGCUGCUGCUGCACAACACAAGGUUGCUAAAUUGCAGCUGCCUCUUGUCUUUCCGCAGAUGGCGUUUAUGAGAGCCGGGAAAAGGUAG